CUGGCUGUUCGCACACUCAGAGCCAAGGCUACAGAUCUGAAGACAUGGGGCUUGCUGUGCUGAUCUUGGCUUUGUUGCAGGCACACACACUGAGAAGGGUACUAGCAGGUUCCUGUUUGUCUGGGGGUGCAGUGACUUGUGAAGAGUGUUUGAAGCUGGGGCCACAGUGUGCCUGGUGCUCCCAAGAGGACUUUAUUGAUGAUUCUGGCUCCAGUGAAAGAUGUGGGACUUUUGAGAAUCUCUUACAGCGCAGAUGUCAGCUGGAGUUUAUAGAUAUGCCCAGCAGCCAACUUAUAGUCGUGAGGAACAAGUCUUUAAGUUUAAGCAACCAAAGGAGUGAGGGGAAAGCAACACAAAUGUUGCCACAAAAACUCACACUCAAACUGAGACCAGGCCGCCCGGUGACUGUGCGAGUGGAUGUCAGACAGCUGGAGGAUUACCCCGUGGACUUGUAUUAUCUCAUGGACGUUUCUGCUUCGCUCAUUGAAGACCUGGAGAGGAUUAAAGAACUGGGUUCUUCUCUAUCCACAGAGAUGGCCAAACUGACCAGCAACUUUAAACUGGGCUUUGGAUCCUUCGUGGAGAAACCAGUUUCUCCUUUUAUAAAAACAACUGCUCCAGAUUUGGCCAACCCGUGCUGGCAACACCAUGUGAACUGUUUGCCCCCAUUUGGUUACAAACACCUUCUCGCACUAACUGAGGACACCAACAAAUUUAAUGAAGUUGUUCAAAAACAAAGCAUUUCUGCAAAUAUCGACAUGCUUGAAGCAGGAUUUGAUGCAAUAAUGCAAGCAGCUGUGUGUAAGGAGAAAAUUGGUUGGCGUAAUGACUCCUUGCACUUGUUAGUGUUUGUGACCGACGCUGACACCCAUUUUGGAAUGGACAGCAAGUUGGCUGGAAUAGUCAUCCCUAAUGAUGGAAAGUGUCACUUAGAUAGCAACAGUGAAUACUACAAGUCAACAGUCAUGGAAUAUCCCUCACUUGGACAACUGAUAGAAAAGCUUGUGGAAAAUAAUAUUCUAUUGAUUUUCGCUGUGACCGACAAGCAGGUGAACGUAUAUAAGAAUUAUGUGAACUUUAUUCCUGGUGCCACAGUGGACAUGCUAGAAAAAGAUUCUGAAAAUAUCCUUCAAUUGAUUAUCAAAGCCUACAAGGAACUGCGUUCUGAGGUAGAAAUGGAAGUCACGGGAGACACUGAGGGAGUAAGAAUGUCUUUCACUGCUAUUUGUCAGGACGGCACCAUCCACCCUGGGCAGCGGAAAUGUUCCCAUCUCCACCUCGGGGAUAUGGUUUCUUUCAACGUGACGAUAGAAUUGGCCGAAUGUUUGAAGAAACCCAAGCACAUCGUCAUCAAGCCUGUGGGAUUGAGAGACACCCUGGAGAUUGAGAUACAAGCAGCUUGUAGCUGCCAAUGCCAGGCCAGAGCAGAACACAACAGCUCUAAAUGCAGCGAUGGCAAUGGCUCUUUUCAGUGUGGAGUUUGUGUCUGUGAUGCUGGUCGAUUGGGUCCUCACUGUGAAUGUACCGAGGACAGUAUACAUACAAGCACCUGCAAACACAGCUGGGCUAACACUACCUGCAAUAGCCGAGGAGACUGCUACUGUGGGCAGUGUGUCUGUCACCUCUCCGAGUUUGGGCGUAUAUACGGUGCCUUGUGCCAGUGUGAUGACUUCUCCUGCGUCAGGUUCAAAGGGCUCCAGUGUGGAGGCCAUGGGAUCUGUGAUUGUGGUGAAUGUGAUUGUGACCCCGGCUGGACCAGUGAAUACUGUAAUUGCACGACAAACAUGGAACCAUGUGUGGCAACAGAUGGCACGCUGUGUAGCAGGCGUGGGGAAUGUAUCUGUGGCAAGUGUGCGUGUACACAUCCAGGGGCUUCGGGUGAGACGUGUGAAAAGUGCCCCACUUGUGGUGACCCCUGUACCUCUAAACGGAGCUGUGUUGAAUGUUACUUUUCUGGUAUGAACGAAUCUACAGAAUGCAAUGAAAAGUGCAGAGAAAUCGACGCCACUGUCAAUCAGACCUCAGACUGCCAGAAGUGCAAAUCGGUUUACUGUGCUCUGAAAAUUGAGAAUGAUUGCACAAUGUCUUUCCAGUUUUUGGAAGAUGAACAUGGACGCUCAUUUCUUUAUGACCUAAAACAAACAGGAUGUCCAUUGCCUCCGAACAUUGCAAUGAUUGUGCUGGGAGUUUCUCUGGCAAUCCUGGUGGUUGGUUUAGUUAUCCUCAGUAUCUGGAAGAUGCUAAUAUCCAUUCACGACCGCAAAGAAGUGGCCAAGUUUGAAUCGGAGCGAGCCAAAGCCAAAUGGGAAACUGGUACAAAUCCACUUUACAAAGGUUCGACUUCCACGUUCAAAAAUGUGACUUACGGAAAGCAAAAGGACUCAAUUACUGUUGGAAACUAAUGUGCUACUUAACUUAUUGGAAAAUUGAAAGUUUCUUGUAACUGGCCCUAAUGCACUUUUGUUUGUGUUUGUCUGGAGUAGCUGUGUUGUUGUGGAAACACAUUGUACAUAUUUUGAACUAUAUUAUAUUCGGUAAAACUCAUCAGUCUGAACUGUAUACAUCGUAUAAUCACCCAAGUUGUUCAUCUGCCCAAAUCCCAUUCAAGCAUUUAUGUUCUAUGCAAGUUUAACAUAACUCAUAUUUGGCAUUAGUCAUAUUAAAUGUCUGAUACGACUUAUGUGAGGUUUUACUGCACAUUGGAUGUGGCUAUAAAAAGCAUCAAAGAGUGUAGGUUUUGAGGCAGCAAUUUAUAGGAAACUAAACAGUUCUAGUAAAUAACACUAAUUCAACUUCACCAACUAUUUUUGACAAACUUUUUCUAUUAUUGUGGCUUGAAUUCAACAAAGGAUUCUUGUGUUUUUUUUGUAGAGAAAUUGUUUUGUACUUUCAUGGUUAGAAAUAUUCAACUCUGAAGUGCCAGCCAUAAGGUUAUACUGACUGCACAUUCCCAUGUUAAAAAUUGGAAUAGCGCUUAUAGAUACACUUCAUUACGCAAUGUUCUAUUGUUCUCUAUACUUUUGUGUUUCAGUCCACAAUGUGAAACAACAACAUUUCCAAAUUUCCAUUUCAAAUCAUAUCAAACAAAUUUGAUACAUUUACACAUGUGGCAGCUAACGAACAGCACUGUGACUAAAUGUCAGGAUGUUCAUUAUUAAUAACUAAUUUAUUUAAUGUCCCGCUACAUGAUAAUUGACUAAUUAACAGAAUGGAAACCAUAAAAGACCUUAUGGUUAGAGGCCACAACUAAACAUCCAAUUGAGACAUUUUCAAUUGAAAGUUUCAAUGAGUGGAAAGUUUAACAUUUCAUUUGUACCAUCCAGUCUUGGCAUCUAUAUUUUCAAUAACUUUUAGAAAUGUUUAUUGUUUGAAUUCUGCAAUAACACAGACUAGUCUUGUGCUGUAUUGAAAGUAAGAUGUGAUACAGUUGAAUACAAUUAUUCAGCCAAGUGAUACAGUCCAUGUACUUGACUUGAGGACAGACAUAAAAACAAAAUUCCACCUUCAAAAACAAACGAAGACUUGGAUACACAGUCUCCCAAGUAUCAAGACAUUCAUCUUCCUGAACUGCAUUCCUUUGUUCUUCACAAUGAUUUGUUGAGUUAUUAUUUCACUUAAUU
This is a messenger RNA of Callorhinchus milii (elephant shark), 3620 nucleotides long. RefSeq names its product integrin, beta 6 (gene itgb6). Gene Ontology annotation, molecular function: integrin binding. Bases 45 to 2402 code for a protein of 785 amino acids. Gene Ontology annotation, cellular component: cell surface; focal adhesion; integrin alphav-beta6 complex. NCBI's taxonomy places the organism in Eukaryota, Metazoa, Chordata, Chondrichthyes, Chimaeriformes, Callorhinchidae. Gene Ontology annotation, biological process: cell adhesion mediated by integrin; integrin-mediated signaling pathway; cell migration. The record is from RefSeq and is a predicted model, not a curated record. The transcript is spliced from 16 exons.